AUGUCAUGGGUGUUAUCACUGCUUUUUGCUAUCAAUCCGACGCUCGUUUCGGCCGCUACUGCUGCGGACUACUAUGUUCACUCGUUACCAGGGGCUCCCGAAGGGCCUUUGCUGAAAAUGCACGCUGGACAUAUCGAAGUCGAUGAGAAGAGCAACGCGAAUCUUUUCUUUUGGCAUUUUCAUAACCGUCACAUUGCCAAUCGUCAGCGAACUGUUAUCUGGCUGAACGGAGGCCCCGGAUGUAGCUCAAUGGAUGGCGCAUUGAUGGAAAUUGGUCCCUACCGAUUAAAGGACAAGAAUACGCUGGAAUACAAUGACGGCUCCUGGGAUGAAUUCGCAAAUCUCCUUUUCGUUGAUCAGCCUGCCGGAACGGGCUUCAGCUAUGUCAACACCGAUAGCUAUCUCCAUGAGAUGGAUGAGAUGGCUGCGCAGUUCGUUACAUUUCUAGAACAGUGGUUCGAGCUGUUUCCAGACUAUGCGCCAGAUGAUAUUUAUAUCGCAGGCGAGUCUUAUGCCGGUCAACAUAUCCCUUACAUUGCCAAGGCCAUUCAAGAGCGGAAUGAGAGAGUUCGCGCUGGCAAUAAGGCUCCCUGGAAACUUCGGGGACUCCUGAUCGGUAAUGGGUGGAUCUCUCCCGUAGACCAGUAUCUAUCAUACUUGAAAUUUGCAUACAAGGAAGGCCUUAUCGAAGAAAAGUCCCGGAUCGCCAACGAACUGCAAGUGUUAGAGUCGGUCUGCGAAUCAAAGUUGCAGGGUGGGAAUACUAAAAUCAGCCUGAGCGAUUGCGAAGAUGUGCUGGUGAAGCUCCUGGAAAAAACGAUUGACUCUAAGAAAACCUGCUUCAAUAUGUACGAUGUUCGCCUCCGUGACGAAGCUCCGCAAUGCGGCAUGAACUGGCCGCCAGAUCUAGAGCAUAUGAAGCCAUAUUUGCGGCGGGACGAUGUUGUGAAAGCCUUAAACAUAAACCCGGAGAAGAAAACGGGAUGGGAAGAGUGUUCGAAUGCUGUUUCUAGCACAUUCUACCCAAAGAACUCCAAGCCCUCCGUCGAGCUGCUCCCCGGACUCAUUGAAAGUGGAGUUGAAGUCCUUCUAUUCAGCGGUGACAAAGACCUCAUAUGCAACCAUAUUGGAACCGAACAGUUAAUCAACAACAUGAAAUGGAAUGGCGCCACUGGCUUUGAGACGUCCCCGGGAGUCUGGGCUCCUCGACACGACUGGACCUUUGAAAGUGAGCCAGCCGGAAUCUAUCAGUACGCUCGAAACCUGACGUACGUUCUCUUCUAUAAUGCCAGCCACAUGGUUCCUUUCGAUCUGCCUCGCCAGAGUCGAGACAUGCUGGAUCGAUUUAUGAAGGUUGAUAUUACGAGCAUUGGUGGAAGCCCGACAGACUCGCGCAUCGAUGGCGAGAAACUGCCCCAGACGUCCGUGGGGGGACAUCCGAACAGCACCGCGGCCGAAGAGCAGGAAAAGGUGAAGAUGAAGGAGGCGGAGUGGAAGGCCUACGCGAAGUCCGGAGAGGCCGUUCUCGUGGUCGUGAUCGUGGGCGUGUGCAUCUGGGGUUUCUUCAUCUGGCGCAGCCGACGACGUCGGUAUGGAUACCAAGGCGUCUUCCACAAGGAAAUGAGCGGGAGUUCUAUUUUGGAACGGUUUCAGAAUAAACGGACGGGGAGUGACGUGGAAGCGGGGGAUUUUGAUGAGUCUGAGCUGGACAAUCUCCAUUCGCCGGGAAUGGACCGGGAGCACUAUGCCGUGGGAGAAGACAGUGAUGAGGAUGACAUUGCCAACCGGCAUUCUCGACAAUCUUCGUCGCGGGUUGGAGGAGACCGUUCGUGA
Messenger RNA from Aspergillus tanneri, 1833 nucleotides. It is a transcript of the gene kexA, whose product is annotated as serine-type carboxypeptidase kexA. The coding region runs from base 1 to 1833 and encodes 610 amino acids. Gene Ontology annotation, cellular component: trans-Golgi network. Gene Ontology annotation, molecular function: serine-type carboxypeptidase activity. Lineage: Eukaryota; Fungi; Ascomycota; Eurotiomycetes; Eurotiales; Aspergillaceae. The transcript has 3 exons. The record is from RefSeq and is a predicted model, not a curated record. Gene Ontology annotation, biological process: apoptotic process; proteolysis.